Messenger RNA from Limulus polyphemus (Atlantic horseshoe crab), 1632 nucleotides. RefSeq lists its product as uncharacterized. Bases 26 to 1345 code for a protein of 439 amino acids. Lineage: Eukaryota; Metazoa; Arthropoda; Merostomata; Xiphosura; Limulidae. Gene Ontology annotation, biological process: lipid metabolic process. The record is from RefSeq and is a predicted model, not a curated record. Gene Ontology annotation, molecular function: phosphoric diester hydrolase activity. The transcript is spliced from 2 exons.
UUCCAGAGCUAACGAAUACCAGAAAAUGAUCAGCAAACGGUUCUUUGUUUUGUCAGCUGUUCUUCUACUGUGUGGCCAGGAUGCAGUAGGAAUCCCACUUCUAUCGAGAAUACGUCGAUAUCUUGGGCUUGAGUCUGAUGUGGACGUCCCGAGUGUAUUUCUGACCGUAUCAUCUUUGGCAUCGAAGAGCUUUAUGGGAAAGAUCACCUAUCGUCAACUGGAACUCAACUGGCACAGUGUACCCUCAGACGUUGUGUCUGACCAGUCUACAUGGGUGGGAUUGUUCGACCAUGAUCCAGAAAAAAACAUUGGUGAUGCACUAGAGAAAGUGUACACAAGCGAGUCUGAAGAGGACCAUUACGAGACGAAAGUUAGUUAUCAUCGACCAGAAUUCUUACCAGGGAAUUUAACAGAUGCUUGCCAGGGAUACUGGAUUGGUCUCGUUUACCAAGAUCGGCUUCUCGCCAGUAACUGCAUUCGCGGCAGGCCUAACUGGAUGUACGAGAUGCGUGACGUCAUCGGAGACCAAACUCUACUAAAUGUAAUGCUUCCUGGUACUCACAACUCUGGAAGUCACCAAGAGUACGACUCGGUCAAAGAUCAUAUCAUCUCUCGCUACCAAAUCUGCCAGGACGAAGACGUAUGGAACCAACUAGUCUAUGGCAUUAGAUUCCUUGACUUGCGUAUCGGUUGGUCUAAAAUGUUUAACAGCAGUGAGCAAUACUGGAUUUACCACGACUCUUUCCGCAGCCAACCUUCUCUGCGAGAAGUUCUUAAACAGAUUCGACAGUUCUUGGAUGCCACAAACGAAAUACUGAUCGUUGAUUUUCACCGAUUCACUUCUGGAUUCGGAGGAAGACUUGCAGAUGAGCGUCACCAGGAUGUGAUGACAAUGAUAAUUGAGGAGAUAGGAGAGUACAUGUUGCCUCUAUCUUCAGGCCUAAGCACCACGCUAAACGAUAUGUGGAAGACUAAUAAACGUGUUCUAGUAGGGUACGGUGCACCACAACGAGUUGAAAGCAACCUUUUGUUCCAGUCAGUAUCCCAUCUAUGGGCGAAUAAAGAUACAUUGGAAGGUCUAGAAAAUUACCUAAACAACGGAGUAUGCAAGUAUAAAUACAACUUUCUUUGGGCAGCCAUGGCAUCACUCACACCUCAGACUUUGGGUGUAAUUUUAGACAAGUACGGAGGCCUCCGCCAGAUGGCACAGGAUGUCAAUGGCCCUGUUACUAGAUGGUUCCGGGAGCGGUGGUGGCAUUGUGCUAACGUUGUAGCUACAGACUUUUUCUUGGGAAAUAAUUUAAUCGAAGUCUCUAUUGACGCCAAUAGAAAACGAUAUGCAUAGUUGUUUAAAUCAUUAUUAAAUAAUUACAGUUUUAAUUAUCAAUUUAUAAACAGAAACUAACAGGCAAACGCACUCAUUGUACAAAGAAACAGUAAGAAUAAAACAACGUACGACCAGAAAUAUUCACUGACAAAGAAUGACUAGGUGGAAAGGACGCUCAGCUCGCAGUCUGAGGGUCACAGGCUCGAAUCCCCGUUCAACUAAACAUGCUCGCCUUUUCAGCCGUGGGGACGUUAUAAUGUGACGGUCAAUCCCACUAUUCGUUAGUAAAAGAGUAGCCCAAGAGA